Messenger RNA from Sclerotinia sclerotiorum 1980 UF-70, 126 nucleotides. RefSeq lists its product with no specific name. Lineage: Eukaryota; Fungi; Ascomycota; Leotiomycetes; Helotiales; Sclerotiniaceae. The record is from RefSeq and is a predicted model, not a curated record. The transcript has a single exon. Bases 1 to 126 code for a protein of 41 amino acids.
AUGGUGAAUAACCGCACCUACACCUUCGGGCAGGUUACCGUCAAAGCCCUUGCUGCUUCUUUUGUGUCGAUUUCUCUUCACCAGCAAAAGAUGGCACUUAAUUAUCACAAUAUUGGUUUGGCUUAA